CCUCUAGUUCGCCCCUUUACUUCUCAGAUACUGCGGGGGUAGAUAACCUGAUCCAUCUCUGAGAAAUUCAGGGGAGAAAAGAAGACUUCUGCUUGAGUGGUUUUUCUGUCACUGAUGUUCAGGGAAAUGAAGACAUCGCCAACCAUGUGUAGAAUUGGGAAAUCAUUUUGGGUCCUUUUCCUAAUCCCAUAUCUGGGCUUCUGGAGCAUCCACGGGAAGGAGUCAUGUAAAGAACAACUUUAUGUCAGGAGACAUUCCACAUACUAUGCCUCAGCAGGAACUUCCUUUAAAAUGGAAUGCCUUGUCAAAUACUGUGCUAAUAGACCCAAUGUGACUUGGUGCAAGUUCAAUGGAACAAAAUGUUUACAACUCAGGGACAGACUUCAGCCACAUACAAGUUGGGAAGAAAGGAAGAAUAUUUCAGUAUUUUUUCUACAUUUUGAACCAGUGCUUCCUAGCGACAAUGGCUCCUAUAGCUGUCAUGCGAAUUUUUGGUCUUUCCUCGCUCAAAGUCAUUCAAUAACCCUUUAUGUGACCGAACAGAUCCAAAAUAAUUCAGAACAAUCUCAAAUAAAUGCACCCAGUGCCUCAGGACCACCCUCCAAGGAAGAGGUAGCAGACAAGCCAUGGCUCCUCUACGGUCUGCUUCCUUUGGGAGGAUUGCCUUUCCUCGUCGUUGCCUGUUUCUGCCUGUUCUGCUACUUGAAAAGGCACCAAGGGAAACAAAAGAAGCCUUCAGAUACAGAAGGAAGGGAAAUUAACCUGGUUGAUGUCCCUCAGCCCGUUAGGAGUGAACAAGGUGAAGUGAGCAUCACACAGAAUUCCCAGACACUGCCAUCAGAAACUGAAAUUUAUGAUAAUGACUCCUUGUUCAGGAUACAAGAAGGCUCUGAAGUCUAUUCUAAUGCAUGCCUAGAGGAAAACAAACAGGGAAUUGUUUACGCUUCCCUGAAUCAUUCUAUCAUUGGUGUGAACCCAAGACAGGCAAGACCAGUGCAAGAAGCACCGACAGAAUACGCAUCCGUUUGUGUGCGGAGUCAAAACCGGUCCUGAUACCAAUCAACCUGUGAUCAUCUGAUGAUGGGCCUGUCACCUCCACUCUCUGGCCACAACAGGAUGUCAAAUAUUCCUCAAUGUGGGAAUUUUCUCUUCAAGGUGGUUUAUGUGGGUGCUUGUGUCUUAAGGGUUCACAGAACACGUGAUUACAAUUCCUCCUGAUAACUUUUUUGGGAUAAUUUUACA
Molecule: messenger RNA, 1242 nt
Organism: Sciurus carolinensis (gray squirrel)
Lineage: Eukaryota; Metazoa; Chordata; Mammalia; Rodentia; Sciuridae
Gene: Btla
Product: B and T lymphocyte associated
Exons: 6
Coding region: 115-1053 (312 amino acids)
Biological process (GO): immune response-regulating cell surface receptor signaling pathway
Cellular component (GO): plasma membrane
Molecular function (GO): signaling receptor activity
Source: RefSeq, a predicted model, not a curated record